CGUACCUUGGCCACGAGAUGGCGCUACUCCUACGCCGAAAUCACAUCAGUGACAAUGGGAAGACAAGUGUUGUCCUUCCGUAUAGUAUUAUAUCGCACAUUUACGUUUCCAUGAUUUUUUUUUUGUACGUCAAUCCCUUUUAUGUUGUGAAGUAGCCUUUAAUACACGUUUGUGAUCGAGUUCAAAGUAUCUCUUUAUGUCGUCACAGCAGGGCUUUCCUCCGGCUUGGCUUCGGCUUCGCCCGGCUGCACUUCGGCAAUUUCCGGCCACCGGACUUGACUCUCCGCCCCGCAAUCAUUCCUGCGUUGUUUUGGGGACAGUAGCAAGAUGGCGGCGACCCCGCUGUACUGUGUCUGCCGGCAGCCUUACGACGUGAGCCGGUUUAUGAUCGAGUGCGACAUCUGCAAGGACUGGUUCCACGGCAGCUGCGUGCACGUGGAGGAGCACCAUGCCGCUGACAUUGACGUUUACCACUGUCCCAACUGCGACGUCCUGCACGGACCCUCCCUGAUGAAAAGACGCAACAACUGGCACCGCCACGAUUACACGGAGCCCGACGACGGAGGCAGGCCGGUGCAAGCCGGCACGCCCGUCUUCGUCAAGGAGCUGCAGAGCAGGACCUUCCCCAGCUGCGAGGAGGUGGUGAUGCGCAUGCGCGGCCAGCAGGUGACGCCCAAGUACCUGGAGCGCUCGGGCUUCCGCCACCCCAUCGCCGUCACUGAGAUGGAGGGCCUGGGCCUCAAGCUGCCGCCGCCCACCUUCGGCGUGAGAGACGUGGAGCAGUACGUGGGCGGCGACAAAGUGAUCGACGUGAUCGACGUGGCGCGGCAGGCCGACACCAAGAUGAAGCUCAGCCAGUUCAUCAAGUACUUCACCAGCCCGCACCGGCCCAAAGUGCUCAACCUCAUCAGCCUGGAGUUCUCCGACACCAAGAUGUCCAAGCUGGUGGAGGUGCCCGACGUCGCUCAGAAGAUGUCCUGGGUGGAGAACUACUGGCCAGACGACUCGUUCUUCCCCAAGCCCUUUGUGCAGAAGUACUGCCUGAUGGGCGUCAAGGACAGCUACACGGACUUCCACAUCGACUUUGGCGGCACCUCCGUGUGGUACCACGUCCUCUGGGGCGAGAAGGUCUUCUACCUGAUCAGGCCCACGCCCGCCAACCUGGCGCUGUACGAGGCCUGGAGCUCCUCGCCCAAUCAGAGCGAGGUCUUCUUCGGGGACAAAGUGGAUAAGUGCUACAAGUGCGUGGUGUCGCAGGGAACCACGCUCCUCAUCCCCACAGGCUGGAUCCACGCUGUCCUGACGUCUCAGGAUUGCAUGGCGUUCGGCGGCAACUUCCUGCACAACCUCAACAUUGGCAUGCAGCUCAGGUGCGAACACAUUGAAAUCCGGCUGGAGAAGCGCUUUUUCCUUCCCGAUGCCUUUUAUCGGUCGGCCAGGUGUUACGAAAUGGAGCGUCGUCUGAAAACGCCGGACCUCUUCAAGUUUCCCUACUUUGAGGCCAUCUGUUGGUAUGUGGCCAAGAAUCUUCUGGAAACGCUCAGAGAGCUCCGAGAAGACACGUGUCCACCUCCGACGUACCUAACGGAGGGCGUGAAGGCUUUAAUCUGUGCACUCAAGACCUGGUUGAAGAGAGAGGUGACCCAGCCCAACAGCGAGGUCCCCGACAACAUCAAGCCCCAUCAUCUCAUCAAGGAGCUCACCAAGGAAAUCCGACACCUGGAGGAGGAUCCGAGCAACGGCGCCGGCGUCAAGCCGCUCAAAUCUCAGGGAAGCGUCUGCGGAGGGUCCAGCGGCUGCCCGUCCACUCGCACCACCCUGGAGCGUCUGUGCCAAGCGCGGCAAGCCCGGCGCGCCGCCCGCCGCCUGCAGGAGCAGCAGCAGCGGCAGGCCACCCGGACGUCCUCCAACCUGGACAUCCUGGAGAGACACACCAGGGAGGUGCUGAGGAGGUUGGAGGUGGGCCCCCUGGAGCAUGAUCCGGCGUUCUGCGCCAAAGUUCGCGGGAAGCUCAACAAGGCCUCGACGGCUUCGGCCGCCGCCGCCGAGUCCCUGGAGGAGAACCACCUCAGACUCAUGCUGGUCAACGGCAGGAUCAUUCGGGAUAUGAGGCGGCCAACGGCGUGCCCGAUCAAAACGGAGUCCGCCGACAACAAGAGCACCGACGUCAAGUCAGACCGGAUGAAUCGAGGGCCGCACGCCGACGCUCACAAAAUCAUCGCGAGUGUGGAGAGAGUGAAGACCGAACUCAGGGAAGACGCGUCGGGACACUCGUCAUCGUCAGACGACGAUUCGGACAGCGAUGCCCCCGCGCAGCGCAAAGCGUCUCCGCUCUCGUCCUCUUCCGACGAGGACUCUGAGGAGGAGGAGCAAAGGCAGAAAGGACACACCAUCGAGCUGGACCCGUCUCACCAGAAGCCACUCAAACGAGAACGCCCUACCUCACCCAGCACGGAAGAAGCCAUUCAGGGGAUGUUGUCCAUGGCCGGCCUGCUGUGCCCCGCCAUGCCGGAGAAGGCGGCGUCGCCUCCGGAGCCCUGGUGGUCCUCCGGUCCUGCGGAGCAGCGGGGCCCGGCGCCCCACCAGCAGGGGGACGCCAGUCCCAUGGACAGCCAAGGCAACAGCAGCGAGGCCUGGGACAAUCAGGGCCUGACCAGCCCGGAGCACGACUACCAGUACUGUGACCCCGACAUGUCGCCGCCCCUGCACCCCUCCAAGAGACACGCCCCCAACCCCCCGCCCAUCAGCAAUCAAGCCACAAAAGGCAAGCGUCCCAAAAAAGGCAUGGCCACCGCCAAGCAGAGACUGGGCAAGAUUUUGAAAAUUAACAGACACAGUCGUGUUUUUGUCUGAGGAAAAGGAAAGAAAACAAGACGCUUUUUAUUUUUAUUACUAUUCGGACACUCUUGUGCUUUUUUGGAAACGAGACGAGGUGAAGAGGACGGACAAAAGGGGUCACACUACAAGCACACUAACCAUGAAGCAAAAUGGAGGAAAGGAGCGAGCGAGUGCGGGCAUUAAAAUGGAGAACGACAAUGAGGUUUACCAAACAAUUGCUUUUUUUGGGCAGAUUUCAAAAAUGGUGCUCAUGCUUUCUAAGACUCACCAGCAAUAAAGACUUAAAGGGUGGCAGCUUUUUUUUUUUUUUCUUUUUCUUCCACCUUUUUCCAAUUUUCUUUGCUUUUUCUACAAGUUUAUCGCUGCCCCCUGUUGGUUUGAAUAGGAAUCUUUACCCCCCAAACUCAUGGAUAUUCUGCUUAAUUUAUUUCUCCUUGUAUCUGAGAUUUUCUUUUGGUGUAUUUAUUAACGAAGAGAUACGAUUUUAUUAUAUUUUGGACGUCCUUUGUUUUGAUUUUUUUGUAAAUGUGGUGUGUUUGCUUUUGUGUGCUUGUCAUCUUGCGUAGCAACUGAUUUACUAAUUGUUAAUUCUUCUCUCCGUAGCUGGUGUUUUUAUUUUGUCCUUGGUGGUUUCCUUGGCUGUGUGCGACUAGAACGGGUCCCCCCCCCCCCCCCCCCUCUCCUUUUUUUUUUUUUUUACUUUUCAUCCUCAAUCCACUCGCGCCACUUAGUAUUCUGAGCCACUGUGGUGCCGGGAGGUUGCGAGGAGCUGGAAAAUAGUGCAGAAUUUUGCAGUUGUUGACUCUCAGGGAAUGAUGCCAUGAACAGAACCUUUGAUAAAAGCACCAGCCACGUCACAGAUGCAGAUGUUUUCACCUUCUCCUGUUGUUUUAGCUUCCUGCCCGUCGCCCGCUUUCGAAAAACACUGCUCAGUGUUCUGGAGUCAUCGGAAAAAGAUGCCAAGUAGCUUUAAGCUCUGCUCAGGUUGACGUGCACACGACUCACGAGCGACUGUCAUCGCUCGUAUUCGCGGUUGCUCACGUAGCCUCCGCUGCCACGUUCCUUCCCAUGCUGUCUUUUUUUUUUUUCUCCCCCCCCCUUCUCUCUUUUGCAUUUGUGUUCAAGUGUGUUGGUCUCCCCAAUUGCUUACAUUCUGAACAACAUGAUACAAACACUGGCAAGCUCAGACACUGUUGAUGCGUUUUUGUUUCUGCGUUUCGAAAAAGUGUGUAAAUAAAAUGAGGAAAGUGAAAA
Syngnathus typhle (broad-nosed pipefish) is the source of this 4092-nucleotide messenger RNA. It is a transcript of the gene kdm7aa, whose product is annotated as lysine (K)-specific demethylase 7Aa. Gene Ontology annotation, molecular function: histone demethylase activity; transcription coregulator activity. Lineage: Eukaryota; Metazoa; Chordata; Actinopteri; Syngnathiformes; Syngnathidae. The transcript has 17 exons. Bases 328 to 2853 code for a protein of 841 amino acids. The record is from RefSeq and is a predicted model, not a curated record. Gene Ontology annotation, biological process: protein demethylation; regulation of transcription by RNA polymerase II.